AUGGCACAAACAAAGGAAGCUUACAUUGGCUCUAUUGAUCAAGGCACAAGCAGCACAAGGUUCAUCAUCUAUGACCGUAACACUCGCUGUAUUGGAUCUCACCAGGUUGAGUUCACCCAGUUCUACCCUCAAGCCGGAUGGGUGGAGCAUGAUCCAAUGGAGAUAUUGGAGAGUGUGAAGGUUUGCAUGGCAAAGGCAGUGGACAAGGCUUCAGCAGAUGGGCAUAAUGUAGAUGGUGCUUUGAAGGCUAUUGGUUUGACGAAUCAGCGAGAAACUACUCUUCUUUGGAGCAAAUCCACUGGUCGUCCACUCUAUAAUGCCAUCGUUUGGAUGGAUGUUCGCACCACAUCUGUUUGCAGGAAAUUGGAGAAAGAAUUAUCAGGAGGAAGAACUCAUUUUGUUAAGACAUGUGGCCUGCCGAUAAGCACUUAUUUCAGCGCCAUGAAGUUAAUCUGGUUGAUGGAAAAUGUGGAUGCUGUUAAAGAGGCUAUCAAGAAGGGAGAUGCUCUGUUUGGAACCAUAGAUACUUGGUUGAUCUGGAAUUUAACUGGCGGAGUGAAUGGUGGUUUGCAUGUGACUGAUGUCUCUAAUGCAUCUCGAACUAUGCUCAUGAAUCUUAAGACUCUUGAUUGGGAUAAACCCACAUUAAACACCCUGAAAAUCCCAGCUGGAAUUCUACCAAAAAUUGUCAGUAAUGCUGAGAAUAUUGGAAAAAUCGCAAAAGGAUGGCCAAUUGUUGGCAUCCCAGUUGCCGGAUGUCUUGGUGACCAACAUGCAGCAAUGCUUGGGCAAGCUUGUAAAAAAGGUGAGGCCAAAAGCACUUAUGGAACUGGUGCUUUUAUACUCCGCAACACAGGUCAGGAGGUGGUAUAUUCAAAGCAUGGACUUCUAACCACUUUGGCAUUUAAGCUUGGCCCAAAAGCGCCAGCAAACUAUGCACUAGAAGGUUCAAUUGCUAUUGCUGGGGCUUCAGUUCAAUGGCUCAGAGACAGUCUUGGAAUAAUUAAAUCUGCAAGUGAAAUUGAGGAUCUGGCAAAACAGGUUGACUCGACUGGUGGGGUUUAUUUUGUUCCUGCCUUUAAUGGAUUAUUUGCUCCAUGGUGGCGUGAUGAUGCUCGUGGGGUUUGUAUUGGGAUCACAAGGUUUACAAAUAAGGCUCACAUUGCUCGAGCUGUGCUUGAGAGCAUGUGUUUUCAAGUGAAGGAUGUGUUAGAUUCAAUGCACAAAGAUGAUACGGGUUCUGAGAAGGGAGACUUCUUGCUUAGAGUGGAUGGCGGUGCUACUGUUAACAACCUUUUAAUACAGAUUCAGGCUGACUUACUGGGAAGCCCAGUGGUGAGGCCAGCUGAUAUAGAGACAACAGCCCUUGGAGCAGCCUAUGCUGCUGGUUUAGCUGUUGGGGUUUGGAAAGAAGAAGAGAUUUUUGCUUCUGGAGAAAAGUCUAAGACCGACACCACUUUCCUUCCCAAGUUAGAUGGGGAACUGAGGAAGAAGAAGGUGGAGUCUUGGUUCAAAGCAGUUGAAAGGACUUUUGACUUGGCUGAUCUUUCCAUUUGA
This is a messenger RNA of Dovyalis caffra, 1557 nucleotides long. The record is from the annotation of a GenBank genome assembly. Lineage: Eukaryota; Viridiplantae; Streptophyta; Magnoliopsida; Malpighiales; Salicaceae.